GACCUGGUUCCAGUGGCAACCCCUGUUCACAGACCUAUCGUGGACCCAGAGCUCAGUCUGAGUCUGAGGUCAAUUCCAUUGUGAGAUUUGUGAACUCUCACAACAUUAAGGCCUUCAUCUCCAUCCACUCCUAUUCUCAGUUGCUCAUGUUUCCCUAUGGCUACACCAGGACUCCGAUCAAGGACUAUACUGAGCUGGAUAACCUAGCACAAAAGGCUGUCACUGAUCUGGCGUCCCUGUAUGGUACUUCCUACAAAUUUGGUAGCAUCAUCAACGCCAUCUACCAAGCCAGUGGUGGGAGCAUUGACUGGGCUUACAACCAGGGAAUCAAGUACUCGUACACCUUUGAGCUGAGGGACACCGGCCGCUAUGGCUUCCUCCUCCCUGCAUCUGAGAUCAUCCCCACCGCUCAGGAGACUUGGCUGGCUCUGAUGACCAUCAUGGAUCACACCCUCAAGAACCCAUACUGAUCUGUGUACAAAUAUAACCACUUAAGCAUCAUCUUCAAGACUAAAAUCACAGUUGUUAUAUUCAGUGGAUUUUUAGCCAUUGUGAAAGUUACAAAGAAAUAAAUGAUCAUGCAUUGAAA
This is a messenger RNA of Haplochromis burtoni (Burton's mouthbrooder), 589 nucleotides long. Its product is annotated as carboxypeptidase A1. The record is from RefSeq and is a predicted model, not a curated record. Gene Ontology annotation, molecular function: zinc ion binding; metallocarboxypeptidase activity. Gene Ontology annotation, biological process: proteolysis. Lineage: Eukaryota; Metazoa; Chordata; Actinopteri; Cichliformes; Cichlidae.